This is a messenger RNA of Chelmon rostratus (copperband butterflyfish), 3039 nucleotides long. RefSeq names its product carnitine palmitoyltransferase 2 (gene cpt2). Gene Ontology annotation, molecular function: carnitine O-palmitoyltransferase activity. The transcript is spliced from 5 exons. Lineage: Eukaryota; Metazoa; Chordata; Actinopteri; Chaetodontiformes; Chaetodontidae. The coding region runs from base 356 to 2362 and encodes 668 amino acids. The record is from RefSeq and is a predicted model, not a curated record. Gene Ontology annotation, cellular component: mitochondrion. Gene Ontology annotation, biological process: fatty acid beta-oxidation.
CCGGUUGCACUUCCUGUUGUCAAGUCAAUUUUUAUAUGUGUGUUUUUGCUCUAACGUAAAACGUGACUGUUUUUGCAACAAGUCGGUGUGAAUUUUACAUGCGAGACACACAUUUGCUUUUGCUACACGCACGUAUACGUGUCAAACGUAUUCGGAAACACGCAGGUCACCUAAGGCAAUUUGUCAGCUAAUGCUAGUCGCUAACGUUAGCUAGCUAUCGUAUUCAUUUAGAGGGGCGGCUGUGACGCGGAUGUGUCUGUAGAUUUUGCUUUUCUUCAAUCAGCCUGAACUUGUGAGCUCCACGUCAAUAACACUCCAGUAUUCAGUUUAGGCUUUCGGUUCGCUUGCUUGCACGAUGGCUCAUCUGCUUUCAAUGCAAUGCUUAGCCUCUCUGAGGAAAUCUGGAAACCUAAUUCAUUUCAGAGCUGCUGCUCUGGGCAUCGAUAAGCGAAACUACAGCAGCAAAAAAGGGUCUUCCGGCGAGUAUUUGCACCAAAGUGUUGUACCAUCGAUGCAUUACCAGAAGAGUUUACCCAGACUACCCAUACCAAAACUGGAGGACACCAUCCGGAGGUAUUUAGCUGCCCAGAAGCCUCUCCUGGAUGAUAACCAGUUUGGAACAACAGAGAAACUUGCACGGGAUUUCCAGAAUGGUGUGGGGAAACAACUGCACGAGGAACUUGAAGCUCAGGACAAAAACAAUAAGCACACGAGCUACAUCUCAGGACCGUGGUUUGACAUGUAUCUUUCUGCACGCGACUCUGUGGUGCUGAACUUCAACCCCUUCAUGUCUUUCAACCCCGACCUUAAGACAGAGUACAAUGACCAGCUGGUGCGGGCAACCAAUAUCGUGUGUUCAGCAGUGCGCUUCAUGAAAACGCUGCGAGCCGGGCUACUGGAGCCUGAGGUUUUCCACCUCAACCCGGCAAAGAGUGACACAGACAGCUUCAAAAGGUUCAUCCGCUGGGUCCCGUCCUCACUGUCGUGGUAUGGAGCUUACAUGGUGAAUGCUUACCCCCUGGACAUGUCUCAGUACUUUCGCCUCUUCAACUCCUCUCGGAUUCCGAAGCGUGGGCGGGAUGAACUCUUCACUGAUGAGAAAGGCCGACAUCUCCUAGUUAUGAGGAAAGGCCACAUGUAUGUGUUUGACAUUGUGGACAGGGAUGGGAAUUUGGUGAAGCCUGCAGAGAUCCAGUCCCACUUGAAGUACAUUUUGACUGACCCGACGCCAGUAGCUGCCUUUCCUCUCGGGGUUCUGACCAGUGAGAACAGGGACGUGUGGGCCGGGCUGAGGGACAAGCUGGUCGCUGCCGGAAAUGCAGAGGUUUUACAAGUUGUUGACAGCGCCCUUUUCUGUCUCUGUCUGGACGAUGAAGACAUGAGGGACCAUAUUCACAUCUCCCACAACAUGCUGCACGGCGACGGCUGCAACCGGUGGUACGACAAGUCCUUCAGCGUCAUUCUGACCAAAGACGGACAGGCAGCCAUCAAUUUUGAGCACUCCUGGGGUGAUGGCGUAGCCGUGCUCCGCUUCCAGAAUGAGAUUUUCAAAGACACAACAGAGCAGCCGCUGGUACACCCGGGCUCUGCUGCUGCUGCUGCUGUGGAUUCAGACUCUGCUGUGCGCAGGCUGCAGUUCAAGUUGGACGACGAGCUGGAGAAUGGCAUCAAAAAAGCCAAGGAGAACUUCGAUUCAGCUGUAUCAAAACUCACCAUUGAUGCCAUGGAGUUCAGGAGAGGCGGGAAAGAACAGUUAAAGAAGAGCAAGUUGAGUCCAGAUGCUAUUGCCCAGCUGGCUUUUCAGAUGGGCUUCCUGAGGCAGUAUGGACAGACCGUAGCAACGUAUGAGUCCUGUAGCACUGCAGCGUUCAAGCAUGGCCGCACAGAGACCAUCCGGCCAGCCACCAUGCACACAAAACAAUGUUCACACGCCUUUGUUUGCCAGCCAGGCCAACACAGCGUGGAGCAGCUGAAGGCGAUGCUCAAUGAAUGCUCUAAGUAUCAUGGGCAGCUCACCAAGGAAGCAGCUAUGGGCCAAGGUUUUGACCGUCACCUGUUUGCCCUGCGAUACCUGGCCAGUUCAAAGGGCCAGGCCCUGCACAGCCUGUACACAGACCCAGCUUAUGCUGCCAUCAACCACAACAUCCUCUCCACCAGCACCCUCACGAGUCCAGCCGUGAGCCUCGGUGGCUUUGCCCCAGUGGUGCCUGAUGGGUUUGGUGUCGGCUACGGCGUCCACGACGACUGGAUCGGCUGCAAUGUGUCGAGCUAUCCGGCUCGCAACGUCCACGAAUUCCUGCAGUGUGUCCACAAGUCUUUAGAAGACAUUUUCACUGUCCUGGAAGGGAAGCCAAUCAGCUAAGAAACAAAUGUCUGUCUGUCAUCACCAAAGAGGAAAAAAGGCAGCAAGAAAAGGGCAUUCUCAGCUCCCAAACUGUUAAUUAACUCAUCUGGGCAAACAUGAAAAAAGUGAGAUGAACAAUGUUUUUUAAGCACCUCAAAAGAAACAUGGAGAAUCUCAGUGCUUAAAUCUAAUAAUUUUUAGUGGUUAGGAAUUUGGGUUUGGAAUAUAUUGUUUGAAGCAGUUUGGUAUAAAAUCAGCUGGACUGGAAAUAAAUCAUAACAUUUAUUAGACCAUGAAACCCACAUUGAAUAUCAGAUAAUGGAAAAAAUAGCUAGCUCCCUAUUUAAUCUGAUUCAGUCCACCGGCUUUCCAAGAAAUCAGUCUCUCAAGCUUGUGACUGAAUGUUACAGCCAUGUCCAUUCUAACAUUAGUGGACCGAUGCCUAAUGUUAAGUGUUAGCCGUGUGUUUAGCUGUGGGGCUACGUAAUACAGCGACAGCUGAGAUUGCGAGUGCAUAUGCAGUAGGGCUUUACAGGUAUUGAACUUCUCUGCAAUACAAAUUGGAAUACGAAGUCAGAUUCUGUGCCUUAUCAAUAUGUGAAUUUAACAGAUCAUUUGUUGACUGUCACUGUAAUAACUGUCAUUUACAGCCUUAUUGAUGUGGUUGAAUGUAUUUUGAAAUAAAACUUAAUUUA